Molecule: messenger RNA, 351 nt
Organism: Arctia plantaginis
Lineage: Eukaryota; Metazoa; Arthropoda; Insecta; Lepidoptera; Erebidae
Source: the annotation of a GenBank genome assembly
AUGAAAUCAUUAUGUACACAGGUCAUUUUUGUCGCCCUCGUCGUCGUGGCUGUUGCCGUUGCCGCUCCCACUGAACCUACUAAAAUUGUUCGUUCUGAGUUUGACCAGUCACCUGAGGGUGGGUACAACCUAUACUUCGAGACUGAUGACGGCACCAUCCGACAAGAAAAAGGUCUAGUGAAGCAAGUCCUGGAUGAGGACAAGAAAUCCCGCGAUGUAAUUGUUGUCAGCGGUAGCUACAGCUACAUCAACGACCAAGGCAAACAAGAACUCAUCAACUACCAGGCUGAUGAAGAGGGUUUCAAGGCUCAAGGAGACUCUAUCCCCAAGGCUCCUGUAGUCAGACGAUAA